Messenger RNA from Vitis riparia (riverbank grape), 594 nucleotides. RefSeq lists its product as uncharacterized. The transcript has a single exon. The coding region runs from base 1 to 594 and encodes 197 amino acids. The record is from RefSeq and is a predicted model, not a curated record. Lineage: Eukaryota; Viridiplantae; Streptophyta; Magnoliopsida; Vitales; Vitaceae.
AUGGUGCGUGAACGUGUCAACUCCAUCCGGCCUGGGAUAACUAGGGAGGGCCCCCGCCCCAUAGACGGAACAAUCACUUUCCCACCAGUAGACCCCACACGGAUAUUGCGGCCACACCGUGAUGCCCUCAUUCUAUCCUUAGGAAUGGACAAGUUCGACGUAAGACGCAUCUUAAUUGACUCAGGCAGCUCAGCCGAUCUGGUGCAAGCAUCGGUCAUAAGCCACAUGGGACACAAUUUAGUUGGUCUCGAAAACCCUGGAAGGAUUUUGUCCGGAUUCAACGGGGCAUCAACUAUUUCCUUGGGAGACAUCGUGCUGCCAGUCCAAGCUGGCCCAGUCACUCUCAACGUUCAAUUUUCGGUGGUACAAGAUUUAUCACCCUUCAAUGUUAUCUUAGGGCGCACAUGGCUGCACUGCAUGAAAGUCAUCCCCUCCACGUAUCAUCAGAUGGUAAGCUUUCUUACUAAGGAUGGGCAAAUCAACCUGUACAGCAGCCAGCUAGCCGCCCGCCAAUGCUACCAGAUAGCAAGAAAAGCAGGGACCAGUCAGGAGAAUGAACCCCUCCUUGAGUCCACUCGCGCACUUUACCAAUAG